Molecule: messenger RNA, 951 nt
Organism: Aspergillus clavatus NRRL 1
Lineage: Eukaryota; Fungi; Ascomycota; Eurotiomycetes; Eurotiales; Aspergillaceae
Exons: 2
Coding region: 1-951 (316 amino acids)
Source: RefSeq, a predicted model, not a curated record
AUGUUCUCCACCAUUCGGACCUGGCUUUUUGUGGCCUUACGCCUCCUCAAGUUGAAACACACCCGGAGCAAAUGGGAGAAGGUCCUCAAGAAAGCAAAGACCCCUAAGGACUACGAAAGCUUCCUCCUCUCAGACCUGGACAGCCGCGCCAAAGCCAGAUUGAUCUAUAGAAUCAGUCUCCAAAAGGGCCUCCCAAACCAUCUCUUUGGCAACCAAGAUAAGGUGGAUCACCUUGUGACUCGGCUGGAGAAACAAGGUCUAUAUCAGACUGGACGCCUUCUGCGCUUCUUUCAGUAUCAUCAUCAGCCCCCCGAUCCCGAGGCCAUGCAUUGGUGUCAAGACCUGAUCGAGCACGAAAGAACCUGCAACAUCAUCGCCCAAUCGCUAGCCUUCUAUCAAUCGGCGCACAAGGCUCUCAACGAAGAUCGAAAUCCCGACAAACGUCGUCGCCUCGCAUCCGCCUUGGAGCAUGCAAGGGACAGCCUCGAGGAGCUCAAGAGUCUGUACCGGGAGGUUAAGGCCGAGCUAAUGACCCAUCUUGGCAACAUGCCUGGCGGCCCGUUCCGGAAGGCAUUUCUGGCUUGGAGAAAUGAAACAAACUGGCAUCUCUGCGAUUGGAUGCGUCAGGAUUGUGUUGCUCGAGGAGGCUGUUGUGCGAGGGAGUGUGGAUGUUGCGAGAAGCCUCGAGGCACUGGCGGAUACGGAUAUCCGAUCCAUGGACAUUGCACUUUGCUGUGUGCCUGUUGCGCACAAACAAAUGGACUACCCGUCAUGGAUGAGAAUGCGCAGUGUAAUGUUAAUCUGUGGGAGGAUAUUGAGAGGUUCAUGGUGGACCAGACAGAUAUGUACAGCCGUCGGGCAUACCGUGCAUACAUCUGGGGAGUGGAUGUCGUCAACGAGAUUGAGGACUGCGAUGUCUAUCUUAGACAACAUCCUAGAUCAUUGGUUUGA